This is a messenger RNA of Pestalotiopsis fici W106-1, 1644 nucleotides long. RefSeq lists its product as uncharacterized. Lineage: Eukaryota; Fungi; Ascomycota; Sordariomycetes; Amphisphaeriales; Sporocadaceae. The record is from RefSeq and is a predicted model, not a curated record. Bases 1 to 1644 code for a protein of 547 amino acids. The transcript has 3 exons.
AUGUCAGAAUAUGUCGAGCUAGACGGGUUUCAGCUACUUGCGCCAAAUCUAGGUCUCCGCUUGUCUGUGUCGUCUCAUCUAUUCAUCUCCAAUCAUGCCAACUUGGAAUUGGAUUGUCAUGGCCUCUACGAGUGUGUCCAAGCCGAAAGACUAUGGUUCUUACCGCCGAGUAUCUUCUAUCUCCAGCUCAAAGUGCAAGUUGGUGAUCGAGCAAUGCAUACGGUUUUGCCGGAAAGUAAUUUCCUUGAGUACUGUGCCAACAUGAUCUGUCUGGCGACGUUGUGGGAUCAGCUUGGACUGUCAAUAAGUUGCACAGCAGUACACUAUGAGACCGAUAGUGAAGACGACCCAAACCUGUUCUUUGAGAUUGAGCAGCCGGAUAAAUCCUUUGCAUUACUAUCGCCACCAUCUGUCCAAACAAGCACAGUACAUGGCUUGACCUGCUCCUUGGACUAUGACUGGACCUUUGCACAAAGUCAGGAGGUAAUUGUAUUUGACAACAGCACGAACCAAGAUCCUGAAGAAUAUCUGGAUCCCGAUAAGAACUGGUUGUAUCAACAGGACGAUAGUUGGAGUGACUUGCAUACAGAAGAUCGGUCAGCGGGCAAUGAUCCGAGCGAGCCUUUUGCAAUCAACGAAGACAUAACGAAAGACGAAAAUUCAAGUGCAGAAUAUCGCCACACUGUUGUCCAACUAGCAUUGGCCUCACUACAUAAGCUCAUUGGCGUCAAGAGGAGAUUUUCGGGCAUUCGCGUCGGCGAUCCAAUCUCUCCAACCUUGCUGGAACUAGCACCUUGCGUUUGCAAUGCAAGUUACAUACAGACGGUCGCGAAGUACGCCAACCACUUCCCGGCCAUAGCCGAUAUUAUCACAGACGCCAGUACAUGGAGACCAUCCUUACGCGACAAGAUUGUCAAAAUUUCUGCAGAGCGGUCGAGUGAUCACGAAAGACCGCUCGAUAGCCAUCACAAUGACACUAGAUAUUCUAUACGACAAAGGCUAUGGACCUUGUUACGUACAUCGUUGGACGGCAAUACAGGCAUGCGGCACGCUCUAUCAAGGGUGAAUCGAUCAUCUAGGCAACUCGAACUACAACACCCUGAGUCUCUAUAUUUUGAGUAUGCCAUCAACCAAAGCGAUGAAAACGAAACAGAAGAUUCAAUGGAUGUAGUUGAACAUCAAGAGUGGAACCAGUCAGAUUGCUACGCUUCGCCUGACACGUUCAGUUGGGCAAGUAAUAGCCGUUACGGUGAUCGAGUCUUGCCAGCGAAUUCGGCCACCUAUUUCAAUCACGAAAAUCAAUUGGAACCCGAAAACGGUCCAGUCAUCUAUGGAAUAUUCGAGCCACUGCAACAUCAUGCCCAGAAUGGUGAUACGAUGAUAGACGAUGGCAUCAUACAUCGACCUGCGUAUCAAGUAGACACCGAACUAAACUUUGACGACACAUCUAGAGUCGCAUUCACUCCAUAUGAACAGCGGAAAUCUCACGAAACGCACAAUUUAGCCCCUCGGUCACAUAUUGAAUACACCGAAGAAGACGGAGAUGAACAAUGGGAUGAUACGGAAUGCGAACACUACGAAUUGAGCCAGGAGUUCGAGGCGACUUAUGAGACUGCAGCAUAUCCAGCAGCUCCUCUCACUUAG